Bombyx mandarina (wild silkworm) is the source of this 2694-nucleotide messenger RNA. RefSeq names its product cationic amino acid transporter 3-like. Gene Ontology annotation, molecular function: L-lysine transmembrane transporter activity; L-ornithine transmembrane transporter activity; L-arginine transmembrane transporter activity. Gene Ontology annotation, biological process: L-arginine import across plasma membrane; L-ornithine transmembrane transport. The record is from RefSeq and is a predicted model, not a curated record. Lineage: Eukaryota; Metazoa; Arthropoda; Insecta; Lepidoptera; Bombycidae. Gene Ontology annotation, cellular component: plasma membrane.
AUUAGCGCGCGUCGGUUGUGUGUCUAACAUGAUGGAAUUGUUUUUAAAGUAAUUCUCUUUCGUGUUUGUGGAGAUCUUUUUUUAAAUUUAUUCAUUGUUUUUGGGGUCGUGAACUUUGUGAUUUAAUAAGGAUUUUUAAAGAUGGGCUGCGGUAAGAUCUUCGCGACGCUACGUCGGUGCAAAAAAAUUGAUUAUGACGACGACACCACCCAGUUGUCCAGAUGUCUUGGACUAUUCGACCUCACCUCGCUAGGAGUCGGGAGUACCCUCGGUCUAGGAGUGUACGUGCUGGCCGGCGCUGUCGCCAAGACUGUUGCUGGACCGGCGGUUGCCAUCAGCUUUUUGGUGGCAGCAAUUUCUUCUGUAUUUGCUGGGUUAUGUUACGCAGAAUUCGCUUCAAGGGUCCCAAAAGCCGGUUCAGGCUAUAACUACAGUUACGUGAGCGUCGGGGAGUUCAUCGCGUUCACGAUUGGUUGGAACCUGAUCUUGGAGUACGCUAUAGGAACAGCCAGCGUCGCCAAAGGCAUGGCGGUCUACAUUGACACCCUCUUCAAUAACACGAUGGCGAAAACCUUGACCGCUGCUACUCCGAUCAAUGUGUCCUUCUUGGCUGACUACCCUGAUUUCUUUGCAUUUGGUCUAGUUCUUUUGGUAACUAUCCUGCUCGGUAUUGGAGUUAGCGAAUCUGCGAAAAUGAAUAACGUAUUCACGGCACUCAAUGUAUUAACUGUCACAGUUGUUGUCGUCGCGGGCGCUGUCAAAAGUAACCCAGCUAACUGGAACAUCAAACUAGCCGAUAUUCCACCCGAGUACGUGAGUCAAGCCGGGGAAGGAGGCUUCAUGCCGUGGGGGGUGGCGGGUGUCAUGGCGGGGGCGGCUAAAUGCUUCUUCGGCUUCGUCGGCUUCGACUGCGUGGCCACCACGGGGGAAGAGGCCAAGAACCCGAAAAGAGACAUACCUCUGUCAAUAGUUCUGUCUCUGAUCAUAAUCUUCUUGUCAUAUUUCUCCAUCGCGACAGUGCUCACCAUGAUGCUGCCUUAUUAUAUGCAGGACGCGGAGGCCCCAUUCCCCUACGUAUUCGAACAGGUUAACUUACCGGUGAUCAAGUGGGUGGUGACAGUGGGUGCUAUAUUCGCUUUGUGCACGAGUCUGCUCGGCACCAUGUUCCCACUCCCGCGGGUGCUGUACGCUAUGGCGUGUGACGGGGUGCUGUUCCGACCACUAGCCGCCAUUCACCCGAAGACCAAGACCCCAUUGUUGGCCACUGCGAUUAGUGGAUUUCUUUCGGCAAUAAUGGCAGCCAUGUUCAAUCUGAAACAACUGAUAGACAUGGUGUCUAUUGGGACUUUGCUAGCGUACACCAUCGUGGCAACAAGCGUUCUCAUACUUAGAUACGAGGAGGAGGAUGUAUCUGUUGGCACGGAAAAAAUAUCGGCACGCGGGAGGGGAGUGCUAGCAGUAUUAGGUCAGGGUUGCAACCUGCUCGGACUCAAGAACCCCACGCAACUCUCCUCCACCAUCGCCAAGAUUACCAUCGCUGUCCUCUUCGUGGUGGCGCUGGCGACGUGCGUAGUAUUGAGUGUGGACGGCGGAGCGGUGGCGGGAGCAAUACUGGGGGCGAUCCUGGUGGUAUUACUGGUGGUGUUAUACCGACAACCCACUAAUGACGUAUCCCAUCUCUCAUUCAAGGUGCCGCUAGUCCCACUUGUCCCAUACCUGAGCGUCUGCAUGAACGUGUAUCUGAUGGUCCAGUUGGACUACCAGACGUGGGUUCGGUUUUUCAUAUGGCUUAUAAUCGGUUACCUAAUUUACUUCUUAUAUGGAAUCCGUAACAGUUCACUCAAUUCUUCACAGCCCGCCGGUAAAGUCGAUGACAAGGAUAAAUCACAAGUCGUAACAAAAUUUUGAUCUGUAAUACCAGAUUAGGCGUAAUGUGUCUUACGUGUUGAAUACCUGGAUAUUGUUGUGUAUGUAAUAGUUAUAAUAUUAAUCCUGUGAUUGUUGGACAGUUAAGGUUGUGAGUGAAAAGCAUCUCAAGACUAUGGAUUACUUAGUGAUUUUUUAUUUAUUUAUAUGAGAUACAAAACUGUGCGUAAUAAUACAGCUCUCACCUCUGAGCCGGGGCUCCCAAACAUCAGCUCUUUCUCUUGGACUCCCUGCACAAGCAAGUCUUUCGAAUCAUCUAGAAUCCUAGUCAUCGGAUCUCCGAUUAAGCGUUCCAGUGUUCAAAGAACCUUUUCCAAUUGACACAACCUUCGCAUCAUCGUCAAGACGCCUUUAUAAAGUUCAAAAGUUCAGUCACUACGCCAUCAAGAGACCACUUACAGAUGCUAUUUCUCUUCUUGAUUCACUUGUCACUACCGCCAGUAAUAAUUUUAUUGGGAUCUCUUACGUUUUUUUUUAGAUUGUUUGUCUGUGUUGCCUAUUCCAAAACAUAACAAAAUUUCGAGAACAUUCGUCUCCCGAUUGCAUGCCGAUUUGCAACAUUCUGUUUAUAUCUCAAAUAAAGUACUCCCGCUCAGUAUAAUAGUUCACUGUUGUUGUCAAUUAACCUGUAAAAAUAAAGGUAUCAUAGAGAAAAAUAAUCUUUGUUCCUUACCUACUUAUGCUUACAUUUUUUGUAGGAACUAAAGGGAGGUCUGAGAUUCACUUGCGGGCACUAGACCCUUACGGUUAGUCGAUUAUUUUGUGAAA